Molecule: messenger RNA, 2340 nt
Organism: Blumeria graminis f. sp. triticale
Lineage: Eukaryota; Fungi; Ascomycota; Leotiomycetes; Helotiales; Erysiphaceae
Source: the annotation of a GenBank genome assembly
AUGGCUCCCCAUCUGGCUAGUAUGUGCUCUAAAAUGGCCUCGUCAAGUCACACAAAAGGCGUAACGGACCUUCAGCAGAACCACCUUCGAACCAAAAUGCCUAGAACUAUUAUUCCAGCUAUUCCACUACCGUAUGUACAGAAGCGCCGGAAAAAUCAAGCCGAACGCAUCCAAGUUCUAAAGAAAGUAGAGACCGCAGCAGCCGUAGCCACAGAAGCGUCACUACCGGAAACACAAGAGGAUUUAUCACAGUCAAAUACACUCACAAAGACGCUGGUUGAUGGAGAAGACCAUCAAGUAGUUUCUAACUUAAAUAAGCCAGUUACUUCCCACCCUAGUGAAAUACGAUUUGAGUGUGCUUAUCAAGACAUGAUAUGUAAAGAAACAAUAAAACCUGUAUCAAAUAAAUCACCAGUGGAAAUCGAGGAAACUACUUAUUCUGAGCGUGAUGAAGUCAAGGCAGAAACCAUAAAUCUUAUGAAAAAUUAUCCGAAACAAGAAAGCAAGGGAAGGACAGGAAACUUAAGUAAAGGUCCUUCAGUUGUAAUUGAUUCUAAUCAAGAGUGUAUGUUUUCACUGGCUAGCCAUAAAGUUGCUCUAGAUAAGGAUUCUACAAAUUUGUCGCCCAUGAACGAGAAAAUAUGUCAACCCAUGAGAUUAUCACCUCAACAGACUUUCGGCUCGAAUAAUGUCAACUACAAUGGUAGUGUGGUAAUUGCUAGUCACUUAAAUUCCACAGGAUCAUCACCCGCUCCACUUCAGGCCGUAGUACAAGCAGCUCCUGUUUAUGGAUACGGGAAACCCCCGCCUGGAUAUCAUUCUCAAGUUCCAUCAAGCAACCAGCACAUGCCAGCUGUAUAUUCUAUGCAGCCUCCUCCACCACCAGUUCACUACCUACCUUCAGACGAGUUUUUGAACGGGCUUUUCACAAACGAGUUCUCGCGCAAGCAAAUCAUUUUAUCCGGUCUCACUGACAGGUUUUCUCCCUCUGCGGCUCCGAGUGAAGCUCAUCAUCCACAUAAUUCUACCACGCUAAAUAGUUUUCACGGCUCGCAUACAUCAACUCAGGAUAAUGAUAGUGGCGCUCCGUUUUUCAAACAGAACUCGACUAAUAUUUUUCGCAACGGCGGUAAUGAGCAGGUCGAGGAUUUACGCUCCACCUGUUCAAAAUCCUCUGCAAAUAGGUCUCUAGAGCAGUUUUCUCUACCUCUCCUUCUCCGAAACCAAGCAACACAAAUAGAUAUGUUUGGCGGACUUCCUGAAUACCUAAUUACCCAGUUUGCUGAUCCUGUAUUCGCUGACUGUACCCUCGAACUCCGAUACUCUGAUGACCGUGAUACGCCUAUUUGCAUCCCUGGUCAUAGCCUAAUAUUUGCCCGCAGCAUAACUUUGAAAGAAAUGAUUCUUACUGCACGCCGAGAGAGUGAAGGAAUGACUUCUAGGACUUUGUUAAUUGAAACUCAUGAUCGGUUUUUAUGCACAAAUGGCUUUUACAUGGCGAUACAUAGACUAUACGGUAGUUCACUUCUUGAUCUUGGCCCAAUUAUCCCAAUGUGUCCUGCUAGCCAACAAAAUGUUCCGUUCACCGUCACAACUACAGACCGUUUCAACCUAGCUCUUGGGUACGCAGCAGCUGGCCAUCUUCUCAAACUAGAUGGCGUUGUAAAUCGCGGCUGUGAGAUAGCUGGUCUAGCUUUAAAUUGGGAAACUUUAGAGAAAGGCUUAGACUUUGCCCUUGAUGGCGGGCUUGAAGAUCAGUGGACUAUCCAAGGCUGGGAUUAUAGAAGUGCCUUCGCAACAUACGGACCCGGCGUAAAUAUGAUAAUCCUCAAGGCUAUGGAGCUUAUCUGCCAUAACUUCCCAGUUAGCUUCGAACUAGAUACUUCUGUUGGUGAGGCUAAAUUUGCUCCCCGUCUUCCAACCAUUUCUUACAAACGCCAAUCUUCACUGAGCUCACGUUUAAGCCAAAUUAGAUUUGGAGAUUACGCCACAGAGGAUCCUCAACACUUAAGUGAUUGUCAAACACCAUGUGUUAUACUAUCUCGAGUUUUGCUUAAUUUACCCUGGAAUUUGCUGCAAUUUUUAUUUGAAUCCUCACAUCUAACAAGUACUAUCGGAAAUCUAGCCGCACGACACCGGGUCUUAAGUGACAUUGUUCAAGAGCGAGAAAAGCGAAGACUUGAUAUUGUAACCUGCCUCAAACUAAACUCUGAGGAUUUGGAGUUUUCUCGUGAAUGGGAAGCAGUUGGUUGGGAAGAAAGUGUAAAAGAUCUAUGUCAAGGCGACAGGUGGCCAAGACUUACGCGAACCCGAGCAAACCUCAAUAUACUUAAGCCCUAG